AUGCGGAGGCGUCCCGACCAGCGCCUCGCCCAUGUCAUCAUCACCUUCUCGGACGCGGACACGGCAAACAGGGCAAUAGUCAAUGGCCUGUCGAUUUGCCACAAGAGAGUCUCGGUAGCGAAGUGCAGGAAGGAGCCUAUUCGAUGCCUCAAAUGCCAGGGAUGGGACCAUAUCGCUGCGGAGUGUGUGGUCACAAAGGAGGUAAAUGUAUGCGGUACUUGCGGGGCAAGGGACCACUGGACCAGCAAGUGCAACCAACAAGGGGUCACUCACUGUACGUCGUGCAAAUCGGACGACCACACCAGCUGGGACCGCGGAUGCCCGACUUUCCUCAGGAAGGUCGACGAACUCAACGCAAGGGACCCAGCAAACGACAUUCCCUUCUUCCCGGCAAGAGAGACAUGGACAUGGUCUCAAUCCUACCCUUCCUAA
Molecule: messenger RNA, 432 nt
Organism: Laccaria bicolor S238N-H82
Lineage: Eukaryota; Fungi; Basidiomycota; Agaricomycetes; Agaricales; Hydnangiaceae
Exons: 2
Coding region: 1-432 (143 amino acids)
Molecular function (GO): nucleic acid binding; zinc ion binding
Source: RefSeq, a predicted model, not a curated record